Lucilia sericata (common green bottle fly) is the source of this 498-nucleotide messenger RNA. RefSeq names its product LYR motif-containing protein 2. Lineage: Eukaryota; Metazoa; Arthropoda; Insecta; Diptera; Calliphoridae. Gene Ontology annotation, cellular component: mitochondrion. The transcript is spliced from 2 exons. The record is from RefSeq and is a predicted model, not a curated record. Bases 125 to 403 code for a protein of 92 amino acids.
ACAGCUGCCGUGCUAAACAAAACAGCUGUCAGCGAAAAAAAAAUGUAAACACUAGCAAACAAUUACCGAGAACUAAGAAAAAUUUUAUAAUUUCUAAUUAAUCGACAAAUUAUUAAUUAAAAAUAUGUCUAAAGUAAAUAAAACGGCUUUAAAUUUAAAACAGUUUAUGCUGCGCCAAGAGGUCUUGAAACUAUAUCGUGAUAUAUUUCGCACCAUACGUUUAGUACCCGAUACCAAUAGUCAACAGGAAUUGCGCACCUGGGCUAGACAAGAUUUUCGUGUUAAUCAACAGCAAACCGAUGAGGUGGCCAUUAAAAUGUUACUACAAUACGGUAGACGUAGUUUAAAUGAAUUACGACAAAGUCUGCAUUUAAGUGGUGUUUGUAAUGAGGAUAAGAAAUGAUACGAUGAGUGGACGAAUGGAGGUUGGAGAAAGAAGGAAAAAAACUACAAGUGCUGAUAUUUGGUUUAAUAUAAUUGCUUUGGUUUUUCUUAUAA